CAUGGCGGAGACCAUCGAGCCCAGCGAUCAGGACCUUGAGAUGAACAAGCUUCGUCAGAGCCUGCGCAGAAAAAAGCCGACGUACGUGCCCGAAGCCAGCCGGCCGCACCAAUGGCAAGCCGACGAGGAGGCUGUGCGCAAGGGCAAGUGCAACUUCGCAGUCCGGUAUUUGGGCCUGGUAGAGGUGGAGGAGUCCAGGGGGAUGCACGUGUGUGAGGAGGCAGUGAAGAAACUCAAAGUUAGCGGGAAGAAGUCUGUCAAAGCGGUGCUGUGGGUGUCAGCGGAUGGCCUGAGAGUGGUCGACGACAAAACCAAGGACCUCAUUGUGGACCAGACUAUUGAGAAGGUGUCUUUCUGCGCGCCCGACCGGAAUUACGACAAGGCCUUCUCCUACAUCUGCCGCGACGGCACCACGCGCCGCUGGAUCUGCCACUGCUUCAUGGCUCUGAAGGACUCGGGGGAGCGCCUGAGUCACGCAGUGGGCUGUGCGUUCGCCGCCUGCCUGGAGCGGAAGCAGCGGAGGGAGAAGGAGUGCGGGGUGACGGCCUCCUUCGACGCCAGCCGCACCUCCUUCGUGCGCGAGGGCUCCUUCCGCAUCACCUCGACCGGACAGCAGCCCGACCGCGAGGACAUCAUGAAGCAGCUGCAGGACAAGAAGAAAGCAGACGCACCCUGCGCCAUCCCCGCCAUCCCGCCGGGCACCGCCUCCCCCCCGGAGGGCGCGGCCUCGCCGGUGGAGCGGGCGGAGUCGGCCGGGCCCCACGCCAUCCCCCGCCGCCACGCCCCCAUCGAGCAGCUGGUGCGGCAGGGCUCCUUCCGCGGCUUCCCCGCGCUCAGCCAGAAGAACUCGCCCUUCAAGCGGCAGCUCUCCCUGCGGCUCAACGACCUGCCCUCCACCCUGCAGCGCAAGACCGACUUCCAGGCCAAGAACCCAGUACCGGAGAUGGACCUGUCUAUGUCCGGAGAGAUGGACAGCAUCAACGCCCUCUGCAGCCAGAUCAACACCUCUUUCACCAAGCCCUCCGACGACCUUUUCGCCACCCCUGCCGCCAACGGCAUCCCAGCAUGCACGGCGCCCCCCGCCAUCCCCCCUCCUCCUCUGCCCCAGCAAGCCUCAACCUCGUGGGUGCAGGCAGAACCAGCGACCCAGUCGCCGCCCCCGGUCCAAGGGCACAAGCGGACACCCUCGGAGGCAGAACGCUGGCUGGAAGAGGUGGCCAAGACGGUGAAGGCCCAGCAGCAGCAGCAGCAGCAGCAACAGCAACAGCAGCAGGCACAGCCCCUCCCCCAACAGGCCCCUCCCAUUCCCGCCAUCCCCGCCGCCCCGGGCUCCCUGCCCACCUCCAUGCAGCCCUUCCCCUUGGCGUUUGACGCCACCCCGGCGCCGGUGGGCAUGUACGGGCAGCCGCCCCUGCAGCCGGCCUUCAUGCCCAUGCAGGCCUACAUGCCCGCCCUGGCCAACAGCAUGACCUACCCCAGCGGCAGCGUGCCCGUGGUGGGCAUCACGCCGUCGCAGAUGGUGGCCAACGUCUUCUGCACAGCGGCCGGUUCAGGCACGGGCGCCUCCGCGGGGGGCGGCGGCGCGGGGGCCAAGACGGGCCCCCUCGGCGGCGGGCACCACGCUUUCCCCGCCGCCCACCCCGCCGGCUUCCCCGCGGCCCCCUUUGCUGACCCGGCGGCCGUCAAUGGCCUCCCGCCCAACCCCGCCCCCGCCAUGGCGGCCAAUCACAACGGCUCCAGCAACGGCACCACCUGGCCCGCCGAGGCCGGGCAGCAGCCUGCCCCCUCCGCCGAUUCCCAGGAGGCCGAGCGCUUCGAGGCCCAGUGGGCGGCCCUGGAGUCCAAAACGCCGCCCAAGGCGCCCAACCCCUUCUCCAACGACAUGCAAAAGACCUUCGAGAUCGAGCUUUAACUGUGCCCCAGCGUCCCCUGCAGCUGAGCUGUACGAACUGUGAUACAAAUACACAAAACUGAACCACUCCCCCCGACCUUUACUAUCAUUUCUCUUGAUUUUGCGUUUGUUUCCCGAGAGAUCCGCUUUUCUGCCCUGCCCCAGCUUCGGGGCACCGUGGAAGAUUGGACUGGGGUGUCUGUGGGUGUCCUGGCUUGUUGUGUUGGAUCCCAGGACCGCAACAGGUGCUAACCCAGGCCCCCCAAGACCAUUGGUUUCCUGUUGCAGUGCGUGAAAAGCUGGAGAGGGUAAAGUCAGUCAGGAACAGAAACAUUUAACACAGAGACCUGGGGAUUUUCACUGCGUACUGAAAUGACACUGGUUGACUAGCAAAUGACCUUACGAGAAACAGAGGCUUCAAAGAAGGACUUGGUCUCCUACACUUGUACCCGUAAAAGAGAAAGACUUUGGUGGCCAUCCUUUAUAUCCGUUUUAUUUGAUUUUUUUUUAUCAGUUUACCUUUUAAAUCAGAUUUUAAUCACCAAAAAUAUUUAAAGUAGAUUUUCUUCCCUGUGUGAAUAAGAUUUUAUUUAUGUUUGUAUAACUGGAAGGAAGAGAGAAAUACCAGCUGUUAUUUGUCAGUAGAGUUGAAUGGAGAACUGACUCACCAAAUGAGAGUGCUUAAUUAUAGCCUUAUUGACAAAGCUGUGAGUGUGUAGCACAUGUGAGAGUGUAAAUAGCAUGUUUUUUUUUCCCCUAUUUAUUGCCCUGUGUGUGACCGUCAAUUGCUAUUCAACCCAAAUGAGUCACUGCUAUACCACUAAAGAUGCUCUCCCUAAACCCUCCGGACUCCCCACUCCCAUUACGGGAACAGACGCGGCGGAGUGUUCUAGAACAUUCCAGCAUCGUAGACCAGUAUAGUGCAUUUUGGAGCUAAUUGGUGUAGAGGGAUCCCAAAACCGUAUCUUAAAUAUCGAAUCCGAAGUCAUCCGUCCAAGUACAUUUCCUACACUAGGAAGUGACUGAGGUGUUCUGUGUGCCAGAUGUGGAGGAGUGUUGAUUGUGAACGGCGGCAGGCAGGAUGUGUGGUUCUUGACAUGAGGUAAAAUGCGUUAGGAGGAGAGCGUGUGAUAGCCGUAAGAGGACAGAGGAGAGCCGCAGCCGUGAGUGAACACAGCACCCCUGUAUCGCUCCUUUUCCUGUGAUACCGUUCUUACAGGCAGAGUGUUUCUGAGGGCCUGCGUUGAUUCACCGCUGUGGUUUUUUUUUUUUUUUGGAGACGACUGAACAGUUGACACUUUUAUCAGCGUUUCCCAGAAGCCUGGGCGUGCUGCAUCUGCUCGACUCCCGCUUGCGAGCGUGUGAAUAGCAAGCCUCCUCGGCGACCGCCGAAGGAAAGCAGGAGUUUGAGAGUUUGAGAGCAGGGAGAGGAGCUGUCUCAUCUGCCAGUCUGUGAACAGGAGGGAAAACAGCACUUGGGAAAAGUGAAUGUACCUCAGAGGUCCAAGGAGAGGGCAGGUACGGAGCGGGCAAUGGCCAAAAGCUGAAAGGGCUAGGCUCCUAGCAAAAAAAAAAAAAAAACUUUUUUGUGAAAUUUUUAUUUUUUUUAUUUUAUCUUUGAGAAGUCAGGGAGGUUUCUGCGUGACACGUGAGCAUGUACAGAUGUGGGAGAAAUGCCUGCUUGAUAUGGGGAAAAAAAAGACUUCUUGGAUCUCAGAAAGUGUCAGAUCUUGAUUUAACGUGGGAGUUUCUGCAAGUUUAAGGAUGUUAAAAAGCAGCAAAUUCAAUCAAUACAGAGGCAUAAAUGAUUUCAAAGGUCUAAAAGGGUGAGAGUGGGAUGUCUGGAAGGGUAAAGUAGUCACUGUGUUUUACAGAAUAGACUCAAUGCGGUACUUUUAAUUUUGGAUUAGACUCUUUAAGGAUUUUUCUCUUUUUUUGUUGCUUUAGCGAGGACUGAGGUCCUAUGUAGGGCAGGAGAAGAAGUCACACUGUUAUUAAAGGUACUUUCAGCAGUCAGACUCUGACGAGCGAAAGAAGAGAUGCUGAAAAGUAACUCACAGGAAGAACAAUCGGGUGCUUCACACUGUCACGUUUCCCACUGAAAUACCCGGAGGUUCACCCCGCGCCCCGCACUGAGAAGGAACAGAGUGUGCCGAAGAGCGAAAAAAAAAAUAAAACAAGAGGGUUUAGUUUGCAGAGUGCCGGCGAGUUUUGAAUAAAUGCAAAGAUGCAUGCAAACCAAGCAGCGCCUGGCCCGCCGUCCGUCUCGGCCAGCGGAUACACAUUCCUAGCUGAGGUCAAGAGCACUCCUUCGAAAGCAACCGGCAGGGCGAUGUGUUGCAAAAUGCCCCCGUCCCUUCCUGGAAUUUAUUGGUCGUUAACUCUUAAUUAUUCAGUCACUCAGACUUUUUAUGUGUGGCGUAAUGCUCAACUUCUUGUCUUUUUCCUUGCCCUGAAGAACAUGAAGCUUUUAUAGGGGAACGUUUUCUCUCUUUUUUUUUUUUUUAUCGUCCCCGCUUCUUAUAAAUCGAGACGAUAGUGACGUUUACUGUCCUUUGCCCCUGUCCAGGGUCC
Megalops cyprinoides (Indo-Pacific tarpon) is the source of this 4465-nucleotide messenger RNA. RefSeq names its product NUMB like endocytic adaptor protein (gene numbl). The record is from RefSeq and is a predicted model, not a curated record. Lineage: Eukaryota; Metazoa; Chordata; Actinopteri; Elopiformes; Megalopidae. Bases 2 to 1912 code for a protein of 636 amino acids. The transcript has 9 exons.